Molecule: messenger RNA, 816 nt
Organism: Cucurbita pepo subsp. pepo (vegetable marrow)
Lineage: Eukaryota; Viridiplantae; Streptophyta; Magnoliopsida; Cucurbitales; Cucurbitaceae
Product: zinc finger protein 1-like
Biological process (GO): negative regulation of abscisic acid-activated signaling pathway
Source: RefSeq, a predicted model, not a curated record
UUGCUAUUACAAGUGAAAACCAUGAAGUGGGAGAUGUCUUUGUCCUUUUACUUGUACUAUUUCCAUUCCAAAAAAAAACCCUUUUUUCUUCAUCCUCUAAUUUCAUAAUAUAUUCCUUUCCUCUCCCAAAAAAAAAAAAAAAAAAACAAAAAAGCUUCAAUCUUUCAUCAAUGGAGUCCUCCGCCGUUUACACCCCUCCACGUCUGCAAUUACAGAAGGGUUUUGGGGAAGAAGACGACGGCGACAAGUAUCUCCGCCGUGGGAUUCCGGCGGAGGAGUUGAAUCUAAUUGGAGAUUUGAAAAUGGGUUCAAUAGAACCAAGGGUUUUUUCAUGUAAUUUCUGCCGGAGGAAAUUUUACAGCUCACAAGCACUUGGAGGCCAUCAAAAUGCCCAUAAAAGAGAGAGAACGUUGGCUAAAAGAGGCGGCUACCACCACUACACGGCGGCGAUGGCGCCGUUUUUUCCAUUCCAAACUGGUCCCAAUAGAUCCCUUGGAAUUCAAAUUCACGCCAUGGUCCAUAAACCACCGCACUACACGGCGGUUUCCUCCUCCCACGGUUGGUCUAGAAUCCCAAUCCACCAACAACCCGGAAUCGGUAAGCUCCCGCCGAUCAACACCCACCGUUCUCCGCCACAUGGCUUCAACAGCAUAGGUAGGUUCAACUUGGACAUGCUCCGUUCAACGGCGGCGGCGGCGGCUGGCGGCGUUCAUUUCGACAAUAAACAAGAUGAGACCCACAAAGUAUUGGAUUUGUCUCUGAAGCUGUAAUUAAUCACAAAUUUUAGAAUUAAAAAUCUUAAAAAGCUUUGAUUUU